Molecule: messenger RNA, 3180 nt
Organism: Haplochromis burtoni (Burton's mouthbrooder)
Lineage: Eukaryota; Metazoa; Chordata; Actinopteri; Cichliformes; Cichlidae
Product: thrombospondin-type laminin G domain and EAR repeat-containing protein-like
Exons: 7
Coding region: 1-900 (299 amino acids)
Biological process (GO): rRNA processing; signal transduction
Cellular component (GO): preribosome, small subunit precursor
Source: RefSeq, a predicted model, not a curated record
AUGGCGGAUCAGCAGGCAGAGGUGCAGCUCGCGCAGAGGUUAGCCUCCAACGAGAAACCCGUCCGGACCCGAGCCAUGAAGAAGCUCCGGAAAUACGUCAGCCUGAGGUCACAGAAAGGUGAGUUCUCAGGUGAGGAGCUGCUCAAACUGUGGAAGGGUCUCUUCUACUGUCUGUGGAUGCAGGACAAGCCUCUGCUGCAGGAGGAACUCUCCAGGAAGAUCUCCACCCUGAUCCACAGCUUCACCUCCACCCAGCAGCGUGAGUGCACACGCUCCUGUACUCGCCCACACGCUCCUAUGAUGAUGAUGAUGAUGGUGGUGUGUCCUGCAGAGCUGUCGUACCUGCGGAGCUUCCUGCAGACGAUGAAGCGGGAGUGGACCGGCAUCGACCGGCUGAGGAUGGACAAGUUCUUCCAGGGUUACCCUUCGUACCCUGGUUCUCUGAGUGUCCCCUUCUUUCCGCAGACAGUCGGAGCGACAGACUGGGAGCCGUUUCAGAUCGACGGCAGGUUUUUCCUCGCCGUCGCCAACAGUCAGAAGAUCCCUGAUCGUGGCACGAGUGUCUACAGCAUCAACUCCACCGUGUACGAACUGAACGCGCUCACACAGACCUUCAUCCGCUUCCAGGACAUCCUCACACACAGUGCGCUGGACUGGGAGUUUUUCACCAUCGGAGAUGAAAAGUUCCUGGUGGUGGCGAACUCUCACGACGGCGGCUCGUACUCUUUGAACAGCGUUGUCUACAGGUGGCAGGGUUACGAGGGCUUCGUUCCUGUCCACAGCCUGCCCACGUUCGGCUGCAGAGACUGGGAGGACUUCAGCACGGACGAAGGCUCCUUCCUCAUCUACUCCAGCGCCAAGUCCAGGCUCAGCAAGGUGUUCAAACUGAGGAACUACUGAGUGAAACCAUCCUGGAGAGACUCCUCUGAGCUCAUGUGAUCAUUCAGUGGACUCAACUUCCUGUGAGCUGAAUCCUGAGUUCGUCCCGAGGAGAACAUCAUUUAAAUCCAGCGAUGAAAACCCCAAAGAUUAAAGAUCCAAAAUGCUGUUUGGACAUCGAGUCACAUUAAGCUCUGCUGACGAGGACAGUGCCUCUCUGACCCUGUAUGAGCCAUAAACCUCAGAAAUGAAUCAUCAGAUGACUCAAAAAUGAAAGUUGUCCAGUUUUAAGUCAGCUGAUUACACUCAGAGAACCUCCCGUUUCCCUGAAUCAUGGACGUGAACAUAUCACUGAGACAAUGAAACUUAAAAACAGACAGGUCUCAGCCUUCUUCAGAUUUUCCACCAAGUGCUCAAUAAGCACUCUAAACAAAAGAGCAUCAUUCACCCGGAUACACGAAUAUCUCCUCCUAAAGGAAAACACCAACGCUGAGAGAUCUCGGAGCGCUUACUGAAAAACCUCCAGUGACUCCUGCAGCUGAGACACAUCUCAGCACCGUGUCGUCUGCAUAAAGGCGCCUUUAACCGGAAACAUGUUCUCGCAAUGUUAUUUAUACAAAAACAUAUAUACAAAAAUGAAACGAGGCCUGAGAUGGGACCCUGCGGGUUCCCUCAGAGACUCUGAGGGAACCCGUUUCAUGUCACUGGGUUCAGUCGAUCAUCAAACAGAGCAGCACGCCGCUGCUUCCUGUCCCGCCCGUCUGCGUCUCUGGUCUGUCGGUGGACAGACGUCAGAGACAGUUAUCGUAGGAGGUGGAGGUGUCCGUCCCAUCAGCUCUCCACAUGUUCAAGUGUUUUUCUCUGCUUUGUUCAGCAGUUUGUUUUUACACUUGUGUUUCAUUCAGUCGUCACGUUUCAUUAAAUAUGAUGUUUUCUGACACUCUGGGCAUUUUUUACUCUAUUUAUUACAAUUGUUCAUAUUUGUGGAUAUUUUUUUCUGACAGUUUUUUCACUGAAAAUAUUUUGCAUGUUUGUGUUUUGAAAUGUUAUUUCCAGUUAUUUAUGUUUUAGCUCAUUUGCUGAUUGAUGUAUAAAUUACACAUUGAAUAAAUUCUUUUAAAAAGCUGAAUAUUUUAAUUUAUAUGAAGGUGAGAAGCUCGACGCAGAGACGGAUAUUUCCUCUUUAUCUGCUGAGCUGAAAUGCCAGCUUAAAGGGUCAUUCCGCUUCAUUUCAGCUAGCUGUGUUUCCCUUUACCUGGACCUGCUUCGUUUUUCUUCCAUAUUUCCAGUCAUGCGUUUCCUGUUCCUGUGGGAGAUGUUCUGAUUAAACAUGACCCAAGUUUGUAAUAAUAACCUCGUUGUAUGUACAAUAAUCCUGUGAGCCCAGAGCUCGGGCUGCUGGAAACACGGGAUGGAUCUGGAUGAUAUAAUAGAAAGGAGGAAGACCCCUGCUGUUCAAACCUAAAGGAGAAGCUAAAUCAGCCAGUUUACGACGGACGAUGAAGUGAGGGGUUGACCCUGCGCUGAGGCCAGAAUCAGAGAUAGAAGGAUUAUUCUGAGAAUCAAAAACCAGGACCAAUCGUCACUUCUACUGCAAUAGAGUACAAGUAAAGUACUUUAGUUUUUGUUGUCUUCCAAGUUUUAGUUACUUAAAUUAAGCUUGUUUAUACAGAUCGGGAUGGCCAGCAGUAGAUAGGUGAUUAAAACCAUCAACAGCUGCAGCAUUAAAGUGAUAUGCACAUCAAUAAAUCAACAAUAUCAUCAUUCAUAUAUGUAUGUGAUGUUCAUAUAAAUGAUGAAACCAGUUUCUGUGACGAGCUCAGAAGAUAACAGGAAACUCCGUCACGCGUGAUUUAUUCUGCAUUGGGACGGUCUCACAGGUUCAAAGGUCACAGAGGUUAAGCACAAGUUUAUGUUUACAUGUUUUGUCUGUGUUGCUGUUUUAGUACUUUUUCUUUUUAAUAUACAGUAUUUAAAUAUCAAUCUUCAGUCGACAGUUUUCGAGUCUUGCCGACGCUUCCUGUUGUUGUCAGUGUCUUCUGUUCAUGCAUGUGUCAGCGUGCUGCUGCCUCCUGGUGGUUCGUCCCUGUAUUCGACCUGCAGGAUUCGUCUCCGUGAGACCUGCAGCUCCUCUGUCUCUGCUCAACAGACUAACGUGGAAACGUCUGUGAGCGCUUUCUGAAAGUGAACUUUGACAUUUCUGUCCUGUCAUCACAUGAAACACCACAGCUCAGCUCCUCAGAUGCAGCUCAAAUGUCCACCUAAAAAGUUUUACUCUAUGUGCUGUGUAGCCCGUAUGAA